This is a messenger RNA of Solanum dulcamara, 966 nucleotides long. Its product is annotated as probable beta-glucosidase I. The coding region runs from base 1 to 966 and encodes 321 amino acids. Gene Ontology annotation, molecular function: beta-glucosidase activity. Gene Ontology annotation, biological process: glucan catabolic process. NCBI's taxonomy places the organism in Eukaryota, Viridiplantae, Streptophyta, Magnoliopsida, Solanales, Solanaceae. The record is from RefSeq and is a predicted model, not a curated record. The transcript is spliced from 5 exons.
AUGCCGAAGAACAAGAAGACCAACAACCUAAAUUUGAAGACUUUUGUGGAUGACACUGUGGGCUUGAUUGAUGGAGCAGAUGUUACCUUCUCACACUGUUAUAGAAAAGCUGAUAAAGCGACUGAUUUUCUAGCAAAAAUGAUCUACAGAUCAGCUGUGCACGUAAAGAUUAAAGCGACAUUUGAAUUUAUUUUAGAGAUCAUGCUCGAUGAUGGUCAAAAAUUGUAUAAAGGAUUAGCCAUGUAUCGACUAACUACUCCUACUGCUUGUGCAAUGUUGGGUCUUGUACAUACCAUGGAGAAUAGUAAACUUCCCACUGCUGAUGUCUAUGGAACUACCAUUUUAAAUGCUGUGAAAAACACAGUCCAUCCAUCUACACAAGUGGUCGACCAGGACAAUCCAGUCGUAAACUUUGUCAAGUCUAACCAUUUCUCCUAUGCCAUUGUUGUUGUGGGUGAGAUACCCUACGCAGGGAUGUCUGGUGAUAGUGCAAACCUUACAAUAGCUGAACCUGGUCCAAGCAUCAUAUCCAAUGUCUGUGGAGUUGUGAAGUGUGUGGUAGUUGUCAUUUCUGGGCGUCCAGUUGUGAUGGAGCCAUAUCUUUCAAAUAUAGACACCCUUGUGGCUGCUUGGCUUCCGAGAAGUGAAGGCCAAGGUGUUGCCGAUGUUCUGUUUGGUGACUAUGGAUUAACAAGCAAACUCAUGCGCACUUGGUUCAAGUCAGUUGAUAAGCUUCACAUGAAUGUUGGUGAUCCACAUUAUGAUCCUUUGUUUCCUUUUGGAUUUGGUCUCACUACUGAGCCACUUGAGCUAAAAUUCACCAAUGGGCCCGAAACAACACUCCUAACCUACAGCCCAGAAAUGGCAAACAACUUCCCAUUUUCCCAGCAACCACAGAUCCCUUCGAUAACACUCACAACGGCACCACUUUCUCCAGUCGUGGUUGGAGCUAGCUCUGCAAGAUAG